AUGUGCGCUUAUCACAAUCCCGGGUAUCCUCCAAACUACCCAGAAACUUCGUAUUAUGCCAACUUCCAGCCUAGUAGUCAGGAAUAUGUUCCUGCUGCACCACGUACAAAUGGUAAUACUGGGAUGUCUUUUAUUCAAAACCAAUUUAUUCCUGACUUAGCUGUCCGUUAUGGGUCAGCUAUGUUAGAUGAAGGUGCAAACUUUGUUCACAAGAAUGUUGACCAAUACGUUAAUCGAUUUCGCAUAAAAUACUACUUUUCUGUCAAUAAUUCAUACGUUGCCAAAAAAGUCGGGCUGAUCUUGUUCCCGUUUGCUCAUACAAAAUGGGGUGUAAAUUAUGAUCCUGCUGGACCUGUUCCUCCAGGUGAUGAUAUCAAUGCUCCUGAUUUGUAUAUUCCUUUGAUGGCUACUAUCACAUACAUACUUCUGAGUGGUGUUAUAUUUGGAUUUCAAGGUCGUUUUUCACCAGAGUACCUUGGGAUUUUAUCUAGUGAAGCUUUUGGCUGGUUAUUGCUUGAAGUUUUAUUAUCUCUUUUUGCAAUCUAUAUCCUCAAUAUUCAGAACAAUAUUUCUUAUUUAGAUAUAGUUGCCUAUUGUGGUUAUAAAUUUGUCAGCAUGAUAGUUGUGUUGAUUAGUUACAUUGGUUUGGAUCGACCAGGCUAUUAUUUUAGUUUACUGUAUACUAGUUUAGCAUUGGCAUUUUUCCUCAUAAGAAGCCUCAAACUCAAAAUUCUUCCACAUGUUGAAGCGUAUCCAUCUGAGUGUAAUAAACGCCGAUUAUAUUUACUACUUCUGAUUGCAUUCAUUCAACCAUUAUUGAUGUGGUGGUUGACACGUCGUGUUAUCCUGUAG
Molecule: messenger RNA, 852 nt
Organism: Schistosoma margrebowiei
Lineage: Eukaryota; Metazoa; Platyhelminthes; Trematoda; Strigeidida; Schistosomatidae
Source: the annotation of a GenBank genome assembly